AAUACCUCCAACUCCCGGAGGAAUAGAUAGAAGCUAACACCAAGAGAGAAAGUGAUUUGGCCCCAGGCAGGCAAGAAAAUGUGCUCUACUAAAUCCUCGAAGCUUUUCUUCCCACGCACAGAAGAUUUCCCUGUCUCUUGCCUCAUUCCUUUGGGAUUUCUUUAUGAUGACAGUGGGGAAGCCUUGGGAGCUCAGCCUGGGAGGGAAGGGCUUCGUCGUCCGUUGCUGUGCCUCGAAAGGACCGGAGUGGAGCCACUGACAAGAAGCCUUGCAAUGCAACCCGCCGAGAAAUACGCUGUCAAAUACAAAGGAUUUUAUUUCCAGCCAGAUUGUUGUUCACCGGAGCACAUAGAUUCCCUGGAGGAUUUUGAAAUCAGGGACAGUGAUGUGUUUCUAGCUACUUAUCCAAAGUCAGGAACAGUAUGGACUCAAAAUAUUUUGAGCUUGAUUUUGCACAAAGGUCAUCGAGAUGGAACUGAACACAUAGACUUACUAGAUAGAGCUCCAUGGCUGGAGGCCAAUGUCCGCAAUAUGGACUACGUCAAUCGACCGUCACCUCGACUCUUUACUACCCAUCUACCCCACUAUUUAGUACCAAAGGGAUUAAGGAAUGGAAGAGGAAAAGUUGUUUAUGUGGCCAGAAACCCAAAGGACGUUCUGGUUUCCUAUUAUCAUUUUACCAAAGCUGCACGCACACUAGAAAAAGUAGAUGACUUUGGGAUUUUCAUGGAGAGGUUUUUGUCUGGAAAAGUAAUUGCAAGUUUAUGGUUGGACCAUGUGGAAGGCUGGUACACUCACAGAGAUGACUUCAAUAUUCUAUUUCUUACCUAUGAAGAAAUGAAAAAGGAUCUAAGAAGCUGUGUCUUGAAAAUAUGCGACUUCCUGGGAAAGAGACUGACGGAAAAGGAGGUGGAUGCUGUUGUGGAUCAGGCUACAUUUAAUAAAAUGAAAGCAGAUCCCAGGGCAAACUAUGACUUCUUGCCACCGGAGUUCAUGGACUACAGCAAAGGACAUUAUCUUCGAAAAGGCACUGUUGGAGACUGGAAGAACAUGAUGACAGUCGCACAAAAUGAAAGGUUUGACAGCGUUUUUAAGGAGAGAAUGGAAAAGCUGCCCAUCAAGUUCUGCUGGGACAUCCAUGAGGAAUCAUGAGUCUGCCUUCAGCUUGGAAGGAUGAAAUAAAGUGCACUGUAUGCAUUUAAUCCAGGCCUAUUUGUAAGAGUUAGUGAGAAAAACUCUCACGUGGCUUAAUAGCCUCCUAAUAUAAUACUGUAAUAUGUGCAAGAUUUUUAAAACACCACAAUAAAAUUACAUUCGUAUUGUGCUCUUACUCUGUUUCUACA
This is a messenger RNA of Podarcis raffonei (Aeolian wall lizard), 1343 nucleotides long. Its product is annotated as amine sulfotransferase-like. Gene Ontology annotation, biological process: sulfation. The record is from RefSeq and is a predicted model, not a curated record. NCBI's taxonomy places the organism in Eukaryota, Metazoa, Chordata, Lepidosauria, Squamata, Lacertidae. The transcript has 7 exons. Bases 79 to 1152 code for a protein of 357 amino acids. Gene Ontology annotation, cellular component: cytoplasm. Gene Ontology annotation, molecular function: sulfotransferase activity.